Messenger RNA from Sinocyclocheilus anshuiensis, 2506 nucleotides. Its product is annotated as solute carrier family 25 member 44-like. Gene Ontology annotation, molecular function: branched-chain amino acid transmembrane transporter activity. The transcript is spliced from 4 exons. Gene Ontology annotation, biological process: branched-chain amino acid catabolic process; branched-chain amino acid transport. The record is from RefSeq and is a predicted model, not a curated record. Lineage: Eukaryota; Metazoa; Chordata; Actinopteri; Cypriniformes; Cyprinidae. Gene Ontology annotation, cellular component: mitochondrion. Bases 249 to 1193 code for a protein of 314 amino acids.
CUUUAACCUUUAAUUGAAAGUCGGCUCAGAGAGCUGUGAUUGGUCGGUUCAGUUGAGUGACGCAGACUGCGUCAUCACCAUUGCCAACGAUCCCUCCCAUGUUCAGUACCCGGUGCGCGAGCGGCUGUAGCUAGUGUGACUGUCCUGUGCUGAACAAACACCAAUGUCAACUUAAAUAUGUCAAAUCACUGAAUCAUUUCUGCUGCACGGUGGUCUGGGACUAAUGCCGGGCACUACAGGCAGGAAACAUGCAGCAGAAGCGCAACAUUCAGAUCAUAGAAUGGGAGGACUUGGACAAACGCAAGUUCUACUCAUUUGGAGUCUUCAUGACCAUGGCCAUCCGCACAACGGUCUACCCGGCCACGCUGAUCCGCACCAGGCUGCAGGUUCAGAAGGGGAAGUCUCUCUACACUGGGACCUACGAUGCCUUCCGUAAGAUUCUGAGAGCUGAGGGUCUGAGAGGACUUUACAGGGGCUUCAUGGUGACCACGUUCACGCUCAUAUCAGGGCAGGCGUACAUAACCACUUACGAACUGGUAAGGAAAUAUGUCUCCAACUAUUCUAAAGACAAUACGCUGAAGUCAUUAGUUGCGGGAGGCUCGGCGUCACUGGUGGCCCAGAGCAUUACUGUUCCCAUAGAUGUCAUAUCGCAGCAGCUUAUGAUGCAGGGCCAAGGGGAGCAUCUGACCCGCUUUAAAGUGAAACCCACAGUGGGAGCAAUGCACUCUGUAUUUUUCGGCCAGACGAGAGACAUUAUUGGGCAGAUAUUUGCUGUGGAUGGCAUUCGUGGCUUCAAUCGAGGAUAUGUGGCGUCUCUCCUCACAUACAUCCCCAACAGUGCUGUUUGGUGGCCGUUUUACCACUUCUAUGCAGAACAGUUGUCUAAGAUGGCUCCCAGUAACUGCCCACAUCUAGUGCUGCAGGCAAUGGCUGGACCUCUGGCAGCUGCCACUGCCUCCACUGUCACCAACCCCAUGGAUAUCGUCAGGGCCCGGGUUCAGGUGGAGGGCAGGACAUCAGUCAUUGAGACCUUCAACCAGCUGAUCAGAGAAGAGGGAUUCUGGGGGAUGACCAAAGGCCUCUCUGCUCGCAUCAUAGCCUCAGCGCCCACAGCAAUAGUCAUGGUAGUCGGUUAUGAAACUCUCAAAAAGCUCAGCUUACGCCCAGAGCUGGUUGACUCCCGACACUGGUAAAAAGAAAAGAAACUUUACAGUGUCUGUCAUCUCCCCUAUUACUUAUUCACUCCACCUUAUUUUCCAUUUUUGCCUUUUAAAUCUCCACCCUUGUGAUGUUUCAGUGUGACAGUGCUGAUUGCUUUUGGGUGAUUAUGAAAUUAUUAUUUUUUAUCUAAUAGUAACACUGCAGCUUUUGAGCUGUGUUACUGUCUGUCAAUGGGGGAAAAUGCUGCUCAGGUUUGUAAUCGGUGUAAGAGGCACAAAAGUUUUUCUCGAAUGAAUUUUUAAAAAGUAUGUGAUCUAACAGAUUGGAUGUUUUAGAAAGAGUAUUUUGUGACUAAUUUAUUGCUCGUUGUAUAAGUGGCAUUUUAAAUGUCUUCAGUCAUUGUUGAUUUUCUGUAGUAUAUAAACGAUAUUUCUUUUAAGAUUUAAUUUAGAGAACUCACUUUAUUGUACUGUCCCCACAAUGGCAUUUUAUCAGUAGUAGUAAAGUUUAUAUUGUACUUUAUUAAGUUUAUAUACUUAGGUCUUUUCAUGUGCACAAUGUUCACCUCUGUAUGUGCUUUUCGUUGUUUUUGUGGGGUGUUGGGAUUUUAAUUGUCAAAGCUGAACGAAUAUUCAAGGAAAAUCUGUUGUGGAAUAUAUAAGAGUUAUAUAUUUGUGUGUGCGCCCUUCAAUUUUUACUCGAUCUUUCCGAUCUUUCUUCCAUAACAUGAGCCGAUGUUUAGCAGAAUGUUUGAGCUGCUCUUUUCCAUGCAGUGAAAGUAAAUGGGGAUGAGCUGUCAUACUCUAAAAAGCAUUAUAAUAGUGCAUCAAAAUAUCCAACUUGUGCACAUUGUUCAAAGUUGUCUCAAGUCAUCCAUUCGAAGUGGAAACUUCUGCAAAUCUUUCGUUCUGUGGAGUGUGCCAUUUUGGACAUUCUGCUACAGUUUUCAGUAGAAAUGAGAGAACUGAUGACACUGUUAAUGUUUGGGUGAAUUAUCCCUUUGAGAACAUCUUAUGAUGCAAUUGGAGUGAACUAUGGGACUAUAAAGAAGUGUUUAAACAAUAUGAUGUCUGUGAAGCAGCUGUAAGAUCUCAAAAGAAGAAUGUACCUGUAAAUAUUGCGUAGAGAGUGUAACUGUAUCCAGAAGGACAGCAUUUAGCGCUCAGAUUCUGUGCUGUGUGAUUCUACUUGUCACCGCUAGGGAGCAGCCACUUCUAAAAUGUUAGUCGAUAAUAUACAGCGCUCUAGUCUACUUUUUUUCUCAGUCAUACAUAAACCAGUUAAACUCAUUCCAGUCAUACUAAUUAUAUAUUUAGCAGCUUCUGCUAUUCUGACGCAUUUUCAU